AUGACCAUCACUUAUUCCCACUACCUCAACAACCGCCGUCUCACGGAAAGAACCCAAUCUGUUGCUGCCGUGUGCGCUGACAAUCUUAACGGAUGGGGUCCCGCCGUGAAAGAAAUUCAAAGUUGGCCCGAGUACGAGCCUCAGCCAUUGCGAUCGCUGCCUCGAUUGGCCAAGAAAUUAGACAUUGGGAAUAUCUUCGUCAAAGAUGAGAGCAGACGCUUCGGCACCCAUCUCGGCUCGUUCAAGGCCCUCGGCGCUCCUUACGCCGUUUACUGCAUUUUGGCCGACGAGGUCUACCGCAAAAUCGGCGAAAGACCAUCAUCAGCCGACUUGCGCUCGGGGAAAUACAAGGAUCUCACCCAGAACGUUACCGUAUGCGUUGCGACGGACGGCAAUCAGGGCCGUGGGCUCGCCUACGGAGCCAAGGUUUUCGGCUGCCGAUGUGUGGAUUACAUUCACAGUCAUGUCAGUGAAGGUCGCGCUGACAUGAUGAUGCGCCUCGGAGCCGUCGUCAUCCGGGUUGACGGCGAAUAUGAAGCGUCUGUGAGUCGCGCAAAGGAGGACGCUCGAAUGAAUGGCUGGCACUUCGUAAGCAGUACCUCUUGGACCGACUUCGACGACAGCAUUCCUCAGAAUGUCAUGCAAGCCUACAUGGUCGUGGUUGAAGAGGCGCUCGGCAUGGUAUCCACGCUGGAGGACUUGACUCACAUCUUCGUCUGCGGUGGUGUGGGUAGUAUAGCGGCGGCCGUCUUCCUGGGCUUCUUCAAGCGCUUCCAAGAACUUCAACAACCCGAAAAGUCUUCGAAGUUUCCGCGCUGUGUUGUCGUCGAGCCGAAGGAAGCAGACUGCUUGUUCCAGAGCGCCAGAGCAGGGGAGAUGCUCCAAUCCGAAGGAAGCACUCGCACCCUCAUGGCCGGUUUGGCUUGCAGGAGUCCUUCUCCAGCUGCUUGGAAGCUCCUGGAAUGGCUCGCUAGCGACUUCAUCGCUGUGCCUGACUCUGUCGCUGUAGACGGAAUGAAAGCACUGGCCGAAGGAAGCGAAGGGGAUGUUCCUGUGGUUUGUGGGGAAUCAUCAGGUGCUAAUAUGGGGGUGCUCUUGAAGUCCGGGGGCAAUUCGCCCAUGCGCGAAAAGCUUGGUCUGAACGAGCGUAGUCAAUGCCUCCUUUUCAGCCUGGAAGGCGCAACAGAUCCCGAGAUCUAUGAGGAGUUGGUUGGGCGAGCUUCAGAGGCGGCAUUCAAAGCGCAGGAGAAGUUCGGCAACAGCAGCAAUCUACAGGCAUGA
Colletotrichum karsti is the source of this 1281-nucleotide messenger RNA. RefSeq lists its product as uncharacterized. NCBI's taxonomy places the organism in Eukaryota, Fungi, Ascomycota, Sordariomycetes, Glomerellales, Glomerellaceae. The transcript has a single exon. The record is from RefSeq and is a predicted model, not a curated record. Bases 1 to 1281 code for a protein of 426 amino acids.